Enterobius vermicularis (human pinworm) is the source of this 231-nucleotide messenger RNA. NCBI's taxonomy places the organism in Eukaryota, Metazoa, Nematoda, Chromadorea, Rhabditida, Oxyuridae. The record is from the annotation of a GenBank genome assembly.
AUGGAGUAUUGCUACGGAAAACGAAUAACCGAAUACGCAGAAAAUGGAGACCUAGAAAGUAUUCGCAAGUUGCUGGAUGCGCAUCCGAAAUUUAAUAAGGGGAAAAUCAGAGAAGCCAUGAAAACAGCAUUGCUCGCAGCGUCCAGGAAGGGACAUCUCAGUAUUGUCAAAAUGUUAGUCGACUACGGAACUAAUGUUUUAGCAAUGGAUGAACUUCGGGUAAUAUUUUGA